Sesamum indicum (sesame) is the source of this 2500-nucleotide messenger RNA. Its product is annotated as sodium/hydrogen exchanger 6. NCBI's taxonomy places the organism in Eukaryota, Viridiplantae, Streptophyta, Magnoliopsida, Lamiales, Pedaliaceae. Gene Ontology annotation, cellular component: plasma membrane; endosome. Gene Ontology annotation, molecular function: potassium:proton antiporter activity; sodium:proton antiporter activity. The record is from RefSeq and is a predicted model, not a curated record. Gene Ontology annotation, biological process: regulation of intracellular pH; sodium ion import across plasma membrane; proton transmembrane transport.
CGGAAAUUAGGAGGCGUGAAAUCGCAGGAAACGGAGGCGGAAAAUACUAGAAAAGUCCAGUUCUAGAAAGCACACAUACACCUCUACUCUUCAAACAACAGAAACGUCGAAAAGUCAAGUCUGAAGCAAGGCUCUUAAAUUUGUCUGCGCUCAUCACUCAUCAGUGACGGAAACAAAUUUGUUUCGUGAUUGUUCAACAUCCGAGUUGAUAUUUACGCAUAUUGGGUGAUAGAGAACAGUUUGAUAAGUAGUGAAAACCCGCGGAAUUGGCAUGGAAGACAUGCGGAUAUCUCCGGCCGUUCCAAGGGGAAGUCCGGCGAAAGAGCAGCAAGCCGCCGGCGUCGGUAUUCUUCUGCAGAUUAUGAUGCUCGUUCUAUCAUUUGUUCUCGGCCACGUUCUUCGUCGUCAUCGUUUCUAUUACCUUCCUGAAGCCAGUGCUUCUCUUUUGAUCGGUUUAAUUGUGGGUGCGCUGGCAAAUAUAUCCAAUACGGAGACUAGCAUCAGGGCAUGGUUCAACUUCCACGAGGAGUUCUUCUUCUUAUUUCUGCUGCCCCCGAUUAUAUUUCAAUCGGGGUUCAGUCUGCAACCUAAACCGUUCUUUUCUAACUUUGGUGCCAUAGUCACAUUUGCAAUUUUUGGAACUUUUGUUGCUUCUGUUGUCACUGGCAUUUUGGUCUACCUUGCUGGAGUGACAUAUCUCAUCUACAAACUUCCUUUUGUUGAGUGUCUGAUGUUUGGUGCUCUUAUCUCGGCUACUGAUCCUGUCACCGUUCUGUCUAUAUUUCAGGAGCUUGGUACAGACGUUAACCUCUAUGCUUUGGUAUUUGGUGAAUCCGUGCUAAAUGAUGCAAUGGCAAUUUCAUUAUACAGGACAAUGUCAUUGGUGAGGAGUAAUAUGUCAUCAGGUCAAAAUUUUUUCAUGGUUGUGGUCAGAUUUCUGGAGACUUUUGUUGGCUCAAUGUCAGCAGGAGUUGGAGUUGGAUUCACUUCUGCUUUGCUUUUCAAGUAUGCUGGUCUAGAUAUCGACAAUCUUCAAAACUUGGAGUGUUGUCUCUUUGUUCUUUUUCCAUAUUUCUCAUACAUGCUAGCAGAAGGGCUUGGUCUCUCUGGUAUUGUAUCUAUAUUGUUCACUGGAAUUGUCAUGAAGCAUUACUCUUUCUCAAACUUGUCAGACAAGUCUCAGAAAUUUGUGUCUGCAUUUUUCCAUCUGAUAUCAUCAUUGGCAGAGACUUUUGUAUUUAUCUACAUGGGAUUUGACAUUGCCAUGGAACAGCACAGCUGGUCUCAUAUUGGAUUUAUCUUUUUCUCAAUUUUAUUCAUUGGAAUUGCAAGAGCUGCAAAUGUGUUCUCGUGCGCAUAUUUGGUGAAUUUGGUUAGACCUGCACAUAGAAAAAUACCAAUGAAGCAUCAGAAAGCACUUUGGUAUAGUGGGCUUCGAGGGGCUAUGGCUUUUGCAUUAGCCCUGCAAUCAGUUCAUGAUCUUCCAGAAGGACAUGGUCAGACAAUAUUCACCGCCACAACUGCAAUAGUUGUUUUGACGGUCUUGUUGAUAGGAGGGUCAACAGGAACAAUGCUGGAAGCUUUACAGGUUGUGGGUGAUGACCAUGAUACAUUGGGGGAAGUAAGUCAUGCACUUUCUGGUGAAGAAUUGAGCUUUGACACAAACAAUGGCUACAGAGCUCCUACUUAUGAGGGGGAAUCAUCAUCCGGAAACCGGUUUAAGAUGAAACUUAAAGAGCUCAGUAAGAGCACUGCAUCAUUUACUGCAUUUGACAAGAACUACCUCACCCCCUUUUUUACAAGUCAGAAUGGGGAUGAAGACGAGCAUGAUGAGCUUUUUGGUGAUUCUAGAGGAGGAGGCUACGGUUGACUGAUUUUGCUCAUGCUGCCAGAUAGAAUUGACUUCACAGUGGUAUAUGGUUAUAUGUUGCAUAUCAAGUUGGUCAUAUUACUGCUUCAGACCACAUCCUGUAUACAGCAACAGAAUUGUAGACUAGAGUAUUAGUUCAGAAACUUAGGGUUAGGAGUACCCAGUGCAACACCAAUCCACACCUUUUAAUCAGCCCAAGCUAGAUUCUGUACAUGACGUAUGAAAUUGCCUCUUGAGAUAGGGACAUGUGAUGGAGAUAAUUUUAAUCUUUUUAUUAAUACUCGCUGUUUAAAAGUGCUAAUGUAUUUGGGGUGGAGAGGGUAGACUCUUAUGAACUACUAAAUCAAGUCUGUUAAGAUUUGGGCAAAAAGUAUUUCUGGGUUGGCCACCUUCUUUCCCUGUCAGUCUCACUAUACUGGAAGGAAGACAGCUACCGAUGAAAAGCCGUCUUUGAGGGGUCCCUUUCUGAAGGGGAAAUGCUGUUGGAAUGCCCAAAUCUGAUGCUGCUGAAGACACUAUAUCUAUUUACUUUAAGCCUUUGCUGUAUUCUUAUACCAAUCAGGUGUUCGUUUUUCAGCAAUUGUGGUGAAGUGAAAUUUGAAAGUAUUGAAUUUUAUUCAUAUUUUUCAA